AUGGCGGGGUUCCUUGGUUUUCUGAAAAAUGCUUGGAACAAAGAACCUGUUAUAUUGGUAUCCUGUGGUAUUGGCCUUCUAGGUGUUGCUCUUCCACUUAUCAGCCCAUGGACAAAGUACACUGGAAUGAUCAAUCGAGCUGUACCCUUAAAUUACCCCGUCCCAAUACGAGAUGAUGGAAACAUGCCUGACAUUCCGGCUCAUCCCAGUGAACCAAAAGGAGAAAAUCUUGACUGGCUUAAAAACUUUUGA
Molecule: messenger RNA, 252 nt
Organism: Knipowitschia caucasica
Lineage: Eukaryota; Metazoa; Chordata; Actinopteri; Gobiiformes; Gobiidae
Source: the annotation of a GenBank genome assembly